This is a messenger RNA of Alternaria arbusti, 1695 nucleotides long. RefSeq lists its product as uncharacterized. The coding region runs from base 1 to 1695 and encodes 564 amino acids. The transcript is spliced from 2 exons. The record is from RefSeq and is a predicted model, not a curated record. NCBI's taxonomy places the organism in Eukaryota, Fungi, Ascomycota, Dothideomycetes, Pleosporales, Pleosporaceae.
AUGGCCACUCCCCCACUCAUUGAGAAGCAAGUAUAUCUGGCGCUCAAGGACAUUUUCAGCGAUGGUCCAACACCGCCUAGCACCGAGAAAAAGAUUCGCAAGAAGAUCAGGAAGCAUAAGGACGAAGCCAAGAUUGCUACUCUGAUUCAAAGAUAUGGAGUGGAUAGGAUCAACGCGGUAGCCUUCGCUCUGUCAGGAGACCAGAUCUUUGCUUCAACCGAGAAAGCGAGAACACGCUUUCCUGAUGUCUUUGGAGGUCUCUCUAAUCAGCCCAGUCCACCAAUUUCCCCCGUAUCUCAGACUGGAACGAACAGCGCAGCGGCUGUGCAGCCUGCAGUUACCGAGUCCAGCACUGCAGCAAGUAGUGUAGCAGCUGCACAACGUGUUGCAGGUACAUACAAUCCCGAAGAACUCAUGGGCAUCGGCGACAGGCUUAAAGCUAGGAAAGAGAGAGAGAAGAUCAAUAAUGCAACCUCGCACACGCAGCUGUUCGAUUCCGUAGCCUUGCCACUCUGGGAUCAGCACCGCAUCCUCGUCAGGGUUCAAUACACUCUCGAAAAAGCCUGCUUCGAUUUUGCGCAGGAGAGGCUAGUUGGGAUUUUGCAGCGAGAAGGCUGGGACUGCGCAGAGGCAGUCGAACUCAACCAAUGGGCCAGAACAUUACUAAUCUACCGAGACGAACUCAAAUUGGACGACAUGAAAGACGAUGUAGAGCCUCUGCCCGGUCUCAUGGAAUCGAUUAUCCAGCUCCGACAUAACGCCGUUCACCGCGUUCGCCUGUCUUCCAGUGGGCUCUUACAGCACCUUACCGAUGCUGUACUUCUUGCGCAGCUCUUACAUGACGACAAAUGCUGCAAAUUUCUCUCAAAUAUACGACAGAGAACUCACAAUGCUAUCGAAGAGCUGGUACGCAACAAGCAGUUACUAGAUGGGAGAUUAGCCGAUAUCAAGAGAGAGUUUGCUGCAAAGAGAGCUGAGCUCGAGCGCCAAGAAGCUGCGCUACUGGAGGCUGCGGUGAACGAGCACAAAAUACCUAUGGUCUCUGUCAGUGGAAGUUUGCACCGGCUGUCGGACGAUCAUGGUAGUAAUACUGAACAAGUACAUGCGCCAUGGCUACGUGUGUACGAUACCGAUCUACCCGAUGAUGGGUCUUCUGGACCUGAGGAUACUACCAGCCAAAGCCCGGAGAGCGAGGCCACCAAAGUGAUCGAUGACGAUGCAGACGUUGUCAGCUCACCGUCCAUGCAUCCUGUACCUACAACACCAGUCGACGAUGUCUUGCUGGAACCAGUCAUUCAUCCCGAGCAUCAAGAAGUCGAGAAAGAUGAGGACAAUGAUCUACCAAUAGUGGAGAUGAUUCCUAUAGAAGAGUCAAAGCUCGAAUAUCACGAGAGCGACCAGGAGCACCCCUUAGACCCUCCACCACUCGACCAAGAUGAUACAACCACAGACACUGAAGAAGCGAUGGAAGGACAUGGAAAGAGUCUGGAGAAAGCGGACGCAUCCGAUUGGGAAGACUCCGGGUUCCAGGAUAAUGAUGAAGAGAUCUUCUAUGAGCCAAGUACCAAUCUUGCGUUUGGUUGCGGGGACGGAGCUGUAAGCGACGCAUUAGAAGCACAUUACGAAUCACCUAUCGACGAUCAAAUCAGAAUCACACCCUGGAUCGAGGAUGGCAGCGAACUAAAGGGUUCUUAG